AUGACCGACAUGCACAUAGGGAAGGCUGCCAACGUCGGUCACGUUGAAAUCGCCCAGCAGACUAAUAAUGUCUACGACACAGAUGUAGAGAAAGACUCGUGCCUCAAAGACCUUUAUAUCACUAACCCCAGCGCCGAUAAAAAACGGAUUGAACGUGACAAGGGCGGUCUGCUUAAAGACUGUUACAGCUGGAUUCUAUACAAUGACAAUUUCGUGCAAUGGCGCGACGAUCCAGAACAACACUUACUCUGGAUCAAAGGCGACCCCGGAAAAGGCAAGACGAUGCUUCUAGCUGGGCUUAUUACAGAGCUAGAGAAAACGUCACAUGACGGUAUCUUUUACUUCUUCUGCCAAGCUGCACGGCCUUCCCACCGAACUGCAUCAAAUGUGCUUCGCGGGAUCAUUUGGUUUCUCGUCAGCAAGCGACCAGGUUUAAAAUCUUAUGUUCGCAGGGAAUAUGAUCAAGCUGGUUCAAAUAUUUUCACCGAUCAUAACGCUUGGUACGCACUAUCAGGGAUCCUUACCGCCAUCCUCGAAGAUAAGACAUCUGCAGAUUAUAUCAUCAUUAUUGAUGCCUUGGACGAGUGCAUCGAAGGUCGCGAGAAACUUGUUGGCUACAUUAGUCAGUGUUUAAUCUCAUGCAAAGCCAAAUGGGUCAUCUCUAGCCGCAACUGGCCUGAGAUAGAAUCACAGCUUGAUGCAACGCAAAGUCAAGUUCAAUUACAACUGGAACUCAACCACGCUUCGAUCUCAAAUGCUGUCCUCAAAUUCGUUGAUAGCAAGAUCGACCGGCUCAAUUCAACAUAUGAUCGGCCUAAUCGAGAGCGUAUCCGCAAACAUCUUCUUGAUAACGCGAAUGAUACAUUUCUUUGGGUUGCUUUGGUAUGCCAAGAACUGGGAAAGCCCGGUGUCAAUAACUACCACAGUUCCAACAUCCUAAAACGCUUCCCUGCUGGACUGAACGAGCUUUACGCAAGGAUGAUAUGCGACAUCAAAGAGCAAGAUAUGGACUGGUGUAGAGCUAUCCUUGCCGCGAUUGCUGUUGCUUUAAGGCCCCUGAGUCUACAGGAGCUAGCCGCGGCUGACGGAAUUCUUACUGAGUGGGUUGAAGACAAGAAAACUCUAUCAAGCCUCGUUACAUCCUGUGGCUCCCUCUUGACUAUACGAGAGAAUAAAGUCUACACUGUCCAUCAGUCGGUCAAUGAUUUCUUACGCGAUACACCCAAGAUCUUACCUUCAGGUAUAGGACAACAACAUUACUUCAUUUUCGACUGUAGCCUAAAUGUCAUGCACGAUAGGCUCCAUCGAAAUCUCUACAAACUCAAAGACAGUUGUGCCUUGAUCGACGAGAUAGAUGUUUUAGAAGGCUCGUCUCUGACUAUUAUUGGAUAUGCCUGCGUCUACUGGGUUGAUCACUUCUGUUCAUGGCUUCUGACCGACAAUCAACACCAAAACAACUUCUGUUAUACUAUGAUAACCCAGUUCUUGGAGAAUAAGUACCUCUACUGGCUUGAGGCUAUGAGUCUGUUGCGGUGUACCUCAGAGGCAAUCGAGGCAAUGCAGAGACUGGAAGAUAAGUUGGAGGGUAGAGUUUCUGACGAGCUAAAGCUUUUGGUCAAAGACGCUGUACGUUUCGCUUCUAAACACAGAACCAUCAUGGAUGUUGCACCACUUCAACUCUAUGACUCGGCUUUAAUAUUGACCCCCCAACUCAGCAAGAUCAAAGGAUGUUUCAAUCAGGAAAUCAACAAAUUCAUAGAUGUAUUCUCCCCCAACUUCCAACGUUGGGAUGCCUGUCUCCAGACUAUUCCAGGUAUAGCAAGUCGAUUCGAUAACUCGGCCAUAUGCGAAUUUUCACCUGAUGGUGGGCAGGUUGCAACGAUCAACAGUAACGCCGACAGUUUACUCUUGAUGGACGCUUCCACUGGUGGACUUGUCAAGUCGAUUGAAUCUCCGGGAGGUCGCCUGCACAAAUUUACAUUCUAUCCAAGCGGAGAUCAUCUUGUCACAUUAUCUGGCGACACAAGAGACGAAACAAGACUCUCCAUCUUCCAUCUGCCUAACGUGGAACGCAGUAAAUCCUUCACAUUUCUCAAAAGUAGCGGAUCAACCAUUCUAUCCGUGUCUCCAGACGGAAAAUUACUUGCAAUAGCAUCAGACUACCACACCGUGGACAUUUGGCAUAUGGCGAGCGAAACAAAAGUGGACAGCUGCCAUACAAUACCAGGCUGCUUUAUCCUGUAUAUUUUCUGGAUAAAUAUUCCUUCGCAUCCACAGGCUCUCUUAAUUCUAGGAUGGGACGAUAUUUCUAUUUGGGGUCUUGAUACGAGACAUCAAGCGUCCAAGCUAAUGUCGCUGAAGGGCAUAGAACUUUCUUACGCUGCCACGAUUAGCCGUGAUCGGGCAUGCUGUGCGGUAUUCCAAGGUCGGAAAGAGCUCGUAUUGUACUCUUGGGGGUCAUCCAUAACCGUGCAGAAGAUUGCGCGAUUCGACCGAAUGAAGUAUGUAAAUGAUGCAUCAUGGGUAGCCGAUGGCCGUUUAAUAGCCCUUUGUGGUGACUUCGGCAUCGAAUUAUGGGAUUUAGAAGCGAAGAGACUGGUAGCGCAGGUACGGGGCGAUCCUGCUAAGACAAUAUGCUAUGGAAGGAAUCGCCAACUUGCUUCGCUCGGGUUUCAAAACGGCACUCUCAAGAUUUGGAGCCUGGACACAAUCUUGAGCCAUUCGAAACCUACCACCCAACAGUCUGCCAGCAUAGUCAGGGCGUUUAUCACAUCGCCAAGUGGCAAGGUCGCUGUCAUCAGUAACAACGCAAAAUUCGACAUGUUAAGCAUAGUAGUCGAUGGCAGAUUUCACCAUCUCCCCAAGACACUUCAAAAUUCGCCUCCAGCGGCAUAUUACACAACUGAGUCACUAGUAUUUGGUCACGACGACUACUUUGCUGUGGCCACCAACCUUGGUGCCAUUGAUGUGUUUAAUUUCGACCACGAUACGGGCCUCUACUAUUGCGAGCGACGCAUUGGAGAGCACUCGACUGAUAGGAUCCGUUUCAAUGACUGUACGAUCAUACAAUUUUGGUCACAAGGGCAGAUCAUGACUUUGGAUACUCGCAUAAGAUUCUGGGAUCUAAAGACAGGCAUAUGCUCGCGGGUAUUAUCUAUCCCCAUUGAAUCUUGGAAUAUUAGAUCAGCCGUUACAGCCGACGGCCGAGUAGCUAUGGCCGAACGUUUGUACAGUGCUUGGAUAGUGAUAUGGGACAUCAUGAACGGAAAGGAAAUCCAACAUUUUGAGCUUGGAGGUCUCCUAAACCAUCCAGACUUGGUUUUCAGCCUUUCACUCGAUUCUCGUGGUAUAUUGGCGAUCUGCACUCAACGUUAUAUAUUCAUUGGAAAUGCGAACGACGGUACCUGGAUUCGGGGUUACUCUUUGUCGGCCGUCGUUCCACGUAUGACAUUUUUGACCCCCGGGCUACGGCUCGACACGGGCUUUGGCGUUCUCAAAUACGAUUUAAGAGAUGAUGGUUCUGAUGACAUACCGAGAUUGGUUGCAGAUGAUUAUUGGGACCCGCGGUACCUUAGACUAUCAUAUACGAAAUCUGAGGCCUGGCUUAUGAAAGGCUCUAGGAGGAUAUUGUGGAUUCCUCGCCAGGAUGUCGAUCCAAAACGGUUCUCGAUUCAAACAGACUUGGAGACAGUAUACCUUGAUGUAUUAUAUUCGUCUCAACCUGGGUUCCAUUUAACAUCAUCGCCUGGGAACUUGGUCCUCAUCUUCAACUCAAUCUGUCUAGGUCUCUUCUUAAGCAUCGAUGAAGUCAAAGAGUAUCUUGUGUCAAUUUGUGCUCUUUACCUUUGUGUUGGGACUGCAGCUCUUUUUACCCCUCAACCUUAUCACCUCGUCACAAAAACUAGGUCUCUUUCAUAA
Fusarium oxysporum Fo47 is the source of this 3918-nucleotide messenger RNA. RefSeq lists its product as uncharacterized. The transcript has 4 exons. Gene Ontology annotation, molecular function: protein binding. The record is from RefSeq and is a predicted model, not a curated record. NCBI's taxonomy places the organism in Eukaryota, Fungi, Ascomycota, Sordariomycetes, Hypocreales, Nectriaceae. Bases 1 to 3918 code for a protein of 1305 amino acids.